Molecule: messenger RNA, 2618 nt
Organism: Harpegnathos saltator (Jerdon's jumping ant)
Lineage: Eukaryota; Metazoa; Arthropoda; Insecta; Hymenoptera; Formicidae
Product: serine protease inhibitor dipetalogastin
Exons: 9
Coding region: 193-1698 (501 amino acids)
Cellular component (GO): extracellular region
Molecular function (GO): protein binding
Source: RefSeq, a predicted model, not a curated record
UCUCCUCCUCCUCCUUCUCCUCCUCCUCCUCUUUCUCCUCCUUCUCCCCCUCCUCUUCUUUUCUGGCGCGACCUCGGGCGACGAGGACAUCACAACAGGAUAAUCGCCCGCAGAGCUCAAGGAUUUCGCCGUCGGUGCGAGGAUAUCGUCUCGUAAAGCCACCGCCGAAAACAUCAUAGUAAUCGCAAGAUAAUGCACGGAAGAAUGCAUCAUCAACUCUCGAUCGUUCUCGGGAUCGUCCUGCUGGGCUGCUUUCAAGAUUACGUAUGGGCAGCGUGUCCCAGGAUAUGUCCACCGAGCGGCGAGCCCGUUUGCGGCAGCGACGGUGUCAUUUACGCGUCGCAAUGCGAAAUGCGGAAGAAGAUGUGCGGAAAGGGCGUUACCGUGGCCACGGAGAAGACGGCUUGCCUGAGGUCAUCCGGUAGCAAGUGCGAGCAUCGCUGUCCAGGCGAUCAAGAUCCGGUAUGCGGCACCGAUGGGCGUACCUACCUGAACAAGUGCAUGCUCAGGGUGGAGAUCUGCCGGGUCGGGAUCGAGCUGUCCCAUCUCGGGCCGUGCAACAAUAUUUCGGCCCACAGGGAGAAUUGCCCGGUUUCGUGCGAUUUCGCGCCGCUCGACGGACCGGUUUGCGGAAGCGAUGGAAACGUCUACAAGUCUACGUGUCAGAUGAAGCUGCUCACUUGCGGCCAAGGCGUCGUGCGUACGAAUAAGAAGCAUUGCCAGACCACAAGACAUUGUCGCGAAUCAUGUUGGCGUGGUGCCAAGCCUGCUUGCGGUAGCGACGGCAUUUUGUACUCCAACACCUGCAAAAUGCGAGCGAAGAACUGUGGCAAACAUGUCUUCGAGGUACCGAUGUCGUUCUGCGUGUCGCGAGAACGGACAUCCGGAGGCCAAUCGAACACGUGUCCCUUGGACUGCGAAAGCGAGCCGGAAGUGUCGGUAUGCGGAUCGGAUGGAAGUAUAUACAGGAAUGAAUGCGAGAUGCAAAUGCUAAACUGCGGGCAUGCGAGAAGAAAGGUAACGGCGGUGGACUUUGAGAAGUGUCGAUCCCGGCUAACAAAAUGCACGAAGCAACAACAGAGAUGCGGAAGCGAAGUGGAUCCGGUUUGUGGUAGCGACGCGAAUACAUAUCCGAACCAGUGCCACUUGAACGUGGCAGUUUGCUUAAAGGGCAUCCAAUUGGCUCACGUCGGCGAGUGCACGACCUUGAAGGAGAUCGAACAGUGCCCCGAAGACUGCGCCCAAGUACCCGAGGAACCAGUUUGUGGCAGCGACGGCAACGUUUAUCGAUCCCUCUGCCAUCUGCGGCGUGAGACUUGCGGCCAGAGGGUGGUUCAAGUUCCGGCACAACAUUGUCGCACCACCGCGCUUUGCAACCAAAUCUGCACCGGAGAGCGUCAGUUUGUUUGCGGCUCCGACAACAAGCUCUAUCGCAACGAAUGCGAGAUGAAGAGGGACAAUUGCGGGAAACACGUGUACGUGGUGCCCAUGAAGAGAUGUGUCCAGGGUUUCUUGUUUCGUGGCUGCCAGAAGAUCUGCCCACCUUAUUAUGACCCUGUAUGCGGUACCGACGGUAUGACGUACAGUAACGAGUGUUUCCUAGAGAUCGAGAACUGCCGCAGCAGAAGUCUCGUCACAAAAAAGUACCAUGGAGUAUGCGGUCAGCCGACAGAAGAGCCGAAAAAUUAUCUCUACUAAGCUUGGUCCUAGCAACCUAGCUACGAUUCGACAAGGUGACACGAGAGAAAAAAGAAAAAGGAGAAGAAGAGGGGGGGAGAGAGAGAGAGAGAGAGAGAGAGAGAGAGAGAGAGAGAGAGAGAGAGAUCAAUAGAAAAGAUAAUUUAACUUGCAACUCUAAGAAUCGAGAACCGACGAUUACUAUAUAUUCAUUUGUCAUGAGUUUUCAAGUAUUCCGUCGCUUGGAGAGCUAGCUGCAAUUUCGCUAAUCGAUUGAAUAUUCACUGUACCGGUUGCGACGAGUCCAGACACUUCGUCGUGACGCGAGCGAUAUGAUAGAGAAUAAUUUGCCCGAAUUCGAGGAUAUUUGAUUUCGAUGAGCGGAAAUAUAUCGAGAAUGUUCUUCCCACGAAGGGAAACGUGCUUGAGGGAAAUGAGCAUGUUGCCUGUGUCGCAAUUAGAAUUGUUAUCGUAUUGUUACUGCUAUUAUUACUGUAUUUCUAUAUAAUAAUAAUAUUGCCACGGUUGCCGACCCUUUCUUGAUUGUUGGCGUGAUUACAAAACGAUCCGUACUAUUAUAAUGAUCACGAAUCGAUAUUAUAUGUUAAAUUUGACAAAUAAUCGUUCGUGGUAAAUUUUAAAACGUUAUUUGUUCCUUUUCUUUUGUGCUUUAUAAAUCGAGGGAAGGGUCGCCAGUCGCGCAUCGAUAUAGUCCUUCCGAUAUCUUUAUACAUAAUUAACGGUAUAGAUUCAUUAUUAUUUAUUAUAGCAUUAAUCGUUGCAUACGACACACGAUUUCAUUUUUUCAUAGCUGCGCCCAUCGUUUUACUUAUGGCUAUUAAUGUAUCUCAAUGCAAUAUUGCUAGAGCGUACUCUUAUUCUAGGGGAAUAUUGUGCUACUAUAUCUCCUUCCGAUAUGUGAUGUGUGUUCAAUCGAUUAU